AUGGCAUAUUUGCUUCUAUAUGUUGAUGAUAUUAUAUUAGCUACCUCUUCUGAUAGGUUGCGUGAGAGGUUCAUAUCUCAAUUACAAACUAAGUUUCCUAUGUCUGAUUUGGAUCCUCUGAGUUAUUUUCUAGGGAUUGCGGUGACCCCAACUCCAAUUGACACUAAGUCCAAACCUAGUGCAAAUGCAAGACCACCUUUUUGGGAUCCUACUUUGUAUUGUAGUUUAGCAGAUGCUCUUCAAUAUCUCACUUUCACUAGGCCAGAUGUUACCUAUACGGUACAACAGGUGUGUCUAUUUAUGCAUGAUUCCCGGGAAUCUCAAUAUGAUGCUUUGAAACGCAUUUUGCGUUAUAUUCAAGGUACCAUUGAUCAUGGCUUACAUUUAUAUCCGUUUGCUUCUCAUCGUUUGAUUACUUAUACUGACGCUGACUGGGGAGGUUGUCCCUAUACCCGUCGUUCACAUUGUGUUAUUGCUGCUUCCUUGGGGACAACCUCGUUUCUUGGUCAUCUAAGCGUCAACAUAUUUUGUCUUAAUCGAUUGCAAGAAUCAGAAUAUCGAGGCGUCGCAAAUGCGGUCUCUGAGGCAUGUUGGCUUCAUAAUCUUUUACUUGAGUUACAUUGUCCUCUUCGACAGACUACUAUUGUUUAUUGUGACAAUGUCAUCGCUAUCUACCUUUCUGGCAACCCGAUACAACACCAACGCACCAAGCAUGUGGAGAUGGAUAUUCAUUUUGUUCAAGAAAAGGUUGUUUUGAGACAAGUUCGGGUUCUCCAUGUUCCCUUUAGAUAUUAG
Molecule: messenger RNA, 795 nt
Organism: Chenopodium quinoa (quinoa)
Lineage: Eukaryota; Viridiplantae; Streptophyta; Magnoliopsida; Caryophyllales; Amaranthaceae
Exons: 2
Coding region: 1-795 (264 amino acids)
Source: RefSeq, a predicted model, not a curated record